AGCUUACACCAGAAAGCAUCUUGAAUGAAUAAUGAGUCAACACAUGGCGUCCUCCCCAAAGAACCCCACAUAUGAAAGCUGCACUUCUUCUUUGAUUGUCAACCUUUUCUUUCGCAUAUCAUCCUCUACAUGUGAAAAGCUUUGUUUCAUCGUAACCCCAUAUAUGAAUAUAUACACUUUCUUGGAUUCUUGUAUCUAUCGCGCAUUUUUCCGCUUUCGUUGAAUCUAUAUUUUAUGUUUUGCUUGCAGCUGCGUAGAUAAUUUUGCAGCGGCAAACCUUCGAGAAGUUACAUCUAGGGUUGACCCAGUGCUAGCAGUAAGCUGAAACACCUUUAUUCUCUUCCCGUCGCAGUUUUCAGACGGUAGCGCACUACUUAUUCGAGGAUCUUUGUUGCAUUUACGAUGUGAUAAUCAUCAAGUUGCAUGUUAUGCCUUUGUUCGCCAUGAUGGGGAACUCGUAUGUGAUUCAGAGAUGAGGACUUAAAAGACAGGAGAAUAUUCAAUCUAAAGUAGAGAUUCUUAUGGGUUUUCUGCUUUCGGUUGGAAAAAGUCCGUUGUAGCGUUGCACUCAGUCACAUGAGUGGUGGUUCUUCAACAUGAUGUUGGACACCUACAUGUGUUCGACUCUUUUGACAACUAUUUCCUUGUCUUAGACGCCUUCGGAAAAAGACGACAACAAGAUGCGUGAGUUCGUGGAGUUUUGUCUGAGACAGGCGCGGCUGCGAGAUUUGUACGACGACGAUGACGACAUUGACGAACAAGAACCUGUUGGAGAACAAGCUUCUCUGUUAGCGAAGAGUCGGUCCUUCGGUGCCGCUGUCGGAGCUAGGUUUUACGAGCGCGGGUGUAAUCGCACGGUGUGGUUUGGGCAAAAUUUCGAAUUCAUUCUGCGCAGCUUGCUCGUCUCUGGACCGCUCUACAUCGUGGAUCACGUGCCGCACGCCAGUUCGCUAUUGUCUUUGAGCUUUCUCUACACUUUCGCACAGGCUGUUGGCUUGACGUUUUCCCUGGGAUUGACGUGGCUUUCGGUGCUUUUGCAAACUAUCGCUAGAUGUUUCAAAGAAGGCAAUGGGACGUGCCUGCUCCAGAAGCCGGAGGCAGUGAUUUCUUCGCGCGCGCAAGAAACCGCAGCGGAAAUCGAAUGUACCUUUGUUGAAUGUUACUUUCACAUUAUUUUUCCUUUUACCGUAGUCGUAUGUAGUAUAAUGUAUAAAAGAGUUUAAUUAUUGUUGUUUAAGUUGUAUGCGCUCUACUUGGUGUCAAGGAAGUGUUGCAGUGUGAAAGUUUCAUUGCCCAGUGGAAUCAGCUAGCAGGAUUUCCCAUAAAUUCUUGAGUCUAGAGUCCGAAACCAACGGACACGAGAUGCGUGAUCAUUGGCAAGAUUCCAUCUCACCUGCAACAGCGUACACGUUUGUCGACUGGAUCAGCAUAUGCCUCUCGUUUUACGUGUACUACGCGUGCACGCGAAUGCUCCUGCUCGUCGGAUACGGUUUAUACUCCAUAUCAUGGGAGUCCUUUGCCUACUUUCCGACAGUGCGGAAGACGGUGUCGCUCUCCAUGCAAGAGCUGUCGGAGAGGUACGAGGUGAAGAUCAUGUACAGGCGGUCCCGGACAGCGCGGAAACGUUCAAACCGCGGCUAUGCGAGUCCUUCGUCGCAGUACGGAAGCGGGGCCGACGAAAGCGGUGGGGACCGUAAACCCUAUGGACUCGACGAAAGCAGUGCGGUCUCAAGCCGGGUGGUUAGUCGAUCGCCACCGACGCCGCCUACAGUCAGUGCAGAGAUGAGGGCCAAUGAUAGCCGGACAACCCGAGGCGUGAGCGUGCACCACGGUGAAGACAAGGGGAAGGCGUUGAACUCUGACGAUAGAGACGAUAGUCCUCGUGAUAUGCUUAGUCCUCGAGACAAGGCUAAUGGCAGAACCGUCGUGGGGUCCCCACGAACGCCGUUCGACGCGGCAACCGGCUUCAACAAGGUCCUAAAAGUUCCGGAGUUUCGUCUUGCACAUGUCGAGGAACCGUCGCCGGGCGCUCCACUUGGUCAGCAACAAGAGAGACUCCCUAGUAAUGUCUCUCUGUUGAGUAGUCUGCGGGAAGAAGUGCUCCCAUCUCCUGGGGCGCGACAGGUUCGAGACAGCGCUUUUGGCCCUGGGUCAGCAGACGCAGAGCCCCCAUCUGCUCGUCAGAGUAAGAGCCCAGAAGAGAUGAAACUAGCGAGGCGGCGCCAAAGGGGUCGACGAGCUCUCUUGUUUCUACCGCUAAUCGGGUUGUUCGUCUUGUCCUCGUGGCUGGCCUUCACAAGUUGGGUGUACGAACUGCAGAGGCUCUCACGGCAAUGGGUAGACGACGGCUUGGACGGGCCGCCUGUCCCGUCUUUCCCCGGCGCUCCUGGCGCGUCUUCGGGAUGGCUUUCUGAAACGGUCGCACAACCGACGGGGCGGCUCAAUCGCUGCUUUCGCUUCCUCAUUUUCCUUUCGCUGCUGCAGUGGGCCGCACAGUAUUUGAUGAUGUUCCCCAAUCUUUUCACCGCAUUGGCAACGACGCGCUAUUCCACCGCGCUUUUCAGCAGCUACUCGCUUCUAGCGGCGGCGGGGGGAGUGCGGCUGGUUGAGUGGAUUCUUUUUCCGGUGGGGACUAAUAAAGCAGCAGGGUAUACGGUUUUUUUUAAUUUGUUUCCGCACCACGUCUGGGACGCGUCUCUAGUGACCCUCUACAUACUCUGGAUGCUGGUUUCACUGCUGGCUUUGUUCAGUGACAAGAAGGCCUUGUUGCUUACCGGGUUCGACGCAGAGCGGUUCUCGGACGAUGAUAUGUGGCGGAAGCACAUCGCGCUCUUCAAGUUCAACUUCAUCAUACCUAUGGGUUUGCACUUCUUGCGUGGCGCCUUUUUCAGUCGGAACCUGGGGUUCAAACACGCGGUGACCGAUUCCCUCGUCGUAGCACUUUUUUAUCCGCUUUUGCUGCUGCUAAUCUGGACGGUUACUUUCGUUUUGGUCGUGGCCUUUCGCCGCGCUAGCACGAAACAGAGCGCCGCAAGCGUUGGCGCGAUGCUGUUGGCGGGUCUUCUCGCGUACUGGAUAUGCUACCAUGUGGUGCACAUUCAGGACUGGAUUCCUGUGGCGCUACUGAGCGCUCACUGUUGCCGGCAGGUGCUCCGUCUCCAAGCGAGAGUUCUCUAUUACAUCUAUCACAACAAGGCCGCUUCUUGGUGGCCAUACACGACAUGGCAGCAGCAGGGGAAAGGGGAACAGAGUAGUAGCAGCACGUCGACAAUAUUGCUGCCACCGAAAAAAUUCGCAGAAGACGGCCAGAAGAUCAUGGAGACGAAGUCGGCUGCUCUCAUUCGAAAAAAGCUUUCUGGAGGUGGGUCUUCCUCGAACUUGAGACGUCGUUUUGGCGGCGCGCCCGGCAGUGGCAACGCUGGCGACGUCGGGAGCAGCGGCGACGAGAGUAGCAACUUCCCCUCUCGCGUUGUUUCGCGUUUGGACGAUCAGUUUCCCCAGAGCAGUUCACCGGUCGUUGCGAGUCCCGUUUUGCCUCCGGUGUCUUCGCCGCUCACUGGCUUUACCAUUCAGAAGGCCGGCUCCCCAGUGUUUGCCAUUGGUUCGGCCCUGCAACCUUUUCGGGACAACCUCGCUUCGAGUUCCGACAACUCGCCUAAGCAGUCGCCCGAGCGAGACGAACUGGUCGCAGACGGGCUGGUGGGCGUUCGAAAUACAUUACUCAACACGAAUGGCAGCAGCAAACUGACGCAACGCGCAUCCUCGGGGAAAGACUUAGACAAGACGCGCUCGACUGCAAAGCUGUCUUCCACCAAUGGAGGAGGUAAUAGUACUCUUAGUAGAAGAGGAUCGACUUCUUCGGUGACUCCAGGACCAGAGAGCCCUUUGAAUCCAAUGAGGCAGCGUCGCAGUGCGACGAUGCAAUACAUCGUUGACGGCUACGGCAAGGUUCUGAUUGUGAUCGCCGCAUGUUAUCUGGCGAUGUGUACUAUGUUGGCUUUCUUGGGAGAAAUGCAGCGGAUGUACAGCUUUUAUCCGAGCAUCAUCGGGGCCAAAGUUUCUGAACAGAGAUCAAUACCCUUUGCCUACCAUUCGGAGGAUGAAAAAAGCGCAGAGGAUUCCAAGUAUCUCAUAGUGGAUCAUGUUGUUUCGCAGCUGCAGGUAAAACUACGCAAUCAAACGGGACUCACUGGUGGUUUUAGGGGCACUGGAAACGAGCAGAAGUUCUCUGCUCUUGACAUGUCUCCGUUAAUGUUGAGCAAGAACAACCUCGCUGCACUACGGUCAGACCAUGCUGGAGAAACCAGCAUGGCUUCCGCACCUUCGAUAGCGUCAGCGAUGUCAGAAGAAAAUUCAAAUCCCGAACCAGAAAACGAAUUCCGUUCUCAAAAUCCCUUUUGGGCGGUGCCGCGAUAUGCCACUUGCGGCCAGCUCUUUCACGGUCUUUCGCUUUUGGACUACUUAAGACUCCAACAAUGUGAAUCGAUCCAUCUUCAAAAUCAUCCUGAGAGUCAAAAGCAUCUUGUAGAGGAUUUCUUUAAAGUUGCACGGAGAUGCUUUUCAAGAUAGAUGGAUUUGAUUAACGAGUGUCUAAAUCACUCAUUGGUAGCCCAGUCGGCCUACAUGGACACCGCAGAAGCGCGGCAAGAGUUUUUGGACGUUGCCUUCCCGCCACAGUGGUAUACCGGAAAACGCGCAGGGUUGCGACCGCAGAUUCGAUUCCACGCCUUUGCGAAGACAAGGAGCGCGUCGUGGGUCGAGAUCUAUUUUCCAGAACUCGAACAGACUCUGGUGGCUAUCAAAGGCACCGAUCCACUGAAGCUGUUGGACUAUUUACGAAAGGAAAAAGUGAACUCAUCGAUCCUCAAGAAGCUUCUAGGUCCUUUUUUCUAAGUAGGAAGCUGCCCCUUUUCUUGAGUAGCUUUGACUAUGAGCUGACUUUUUCCUGUCAUACUAUUUCGAGGAUUUACGCAUUUGGCGAGACACAGUCUUGGUUACCUUAUUGGCCAAUGUCUUUCCCACGAUCCGCGUGUGGCCAAAGAGCACCACCGAAAUGGUGAUACGAGCCCAGCACGAAUUCUUGGGUCGUUUAGGGUUGCGGGAGUCCACUUGGGCUUUUGACGACCUGCUGAAACGCUACAACCCAAGCAGCCGCUUUUUCCGAGGCAGCGAUCAAAAUAGUACUAGUAGUGGUGUUGAUACUAGCACUGAAGAAGAUGCUAGAGGUACUUCCGAUACCGAAAUCUUGCAGGAGGAAGAGCAAGUGGAGGAACAACGGAGUUCUUGGUGGAGCAGAUUGUCGUCUAGCAAAAGAUCGACUAAAACUAGUGGGAGAGGCAUGAAAGCAAACAAAGACACUGACUCGGACGGAACAAGCAAGAGCACGACCAGUCGCUCUAAAAAUACAGGAGGUACUAGUCACGAAAAAGUAGUUUUUGUAGGUCACUCGAUGGGUGGCGGAAUCGCGUCCAUUCUUGGGUUUCUCAAUCGGUCCCCAGUAGUGGCGUUUCAGCCGCCGGGUAUCUACCACUCAAUUGCGAAGUUUCAGCACAUAAAAGGAGACGCAAAGGCCUACGAUUUCGUGCAUCACGACGUGCUGAAUGUGGUUGUCGAAUCGGAUUGGAUCAACCGUAUUUUCGACGAACAUGGUGGGCUCUUGCAGCAGAUAGGAUGUGACUAUCCGCAGCGGAACAUGUACCUCAGCUGUCACGUGCUGGAGGGCGUCUUCAAUCACCUCUUUACUAUGGCCACUUGUUGGGCUGAUUAUAUUUAUAUGUUAUAUAUGUUCCAAGGCGCGGGGCGACGCCCCCCCCUAGCGGGGGGGGCCGGGCGCCCUGGGCCCCUUUUUCAGGCGUCUGCCGGGGGGAGAAGGCCUCAAAAGGGGGCCUAGUGGCCUCCCCCCUCCGCUCCCUUCCAGCUGCCUGGCUGUUCCCUAGGGGCCUCCGAUGGUGGUGGGAGGCUUCAAAAGGGGCCCAAGGGACCGCCUGCGCCCCCGUCCAGGUGCCUGCCUGUGCCCUAAGUGCAUCCGUUAGGCUUCGCCGCGGCAGCAGUGCGCCGGCAGCGGAGGGCCUCCGAAGACGGCAAAAGGCGAGGGGCUGGACCCCCUGAGCUGUGCCGCCUGUACCCUUCGGGCCCUUGGUCAUCGGCUUGCUUGCUCUUGCGACCGUGGCCGCCUCCGGCGGCCUUUUACCCCGGAGGCCUCCCGCCUGCGAGGGUCAGCAGAGGCCAGGAGGUCCCUUAGGAACACGCUGAGAGGCCCAAGGGGAGGCCCGCGCCCAGUUUUGACGCCUUCCCCCACUAGAAUCCGCGGGAAAUCCGCGCGGAAAAGCGCGCGCGCGCGCCACCACAGACCAGACCGCAGGGAGGGGGGGAGGGGGGGGGCCGUCCGGCCCUGAGUCGUAUAUAAGUAGUUGUAGUUUGGUCUGAUUUUCGUGUUGUCACCGUGAUACUACUUCACUACUGCUCACUCUAUCAAUCUUCAGUGCCAUGUCUGGUUGUUGUACUUAGAUCAAUCACUUCCAACUACAACCACAUGUUGAUUUAUUUUCGACAAGUAGUGUAUCAACGCAUGUUAGAUCAGCGCCUUCGUGUGCAACAUCGCGAAUUCCUCUAGUGAACUUCCUUUCUCUAAGACGAAGUCGUGCGGGGACGAGCGCGGGCGAUUUGAGUACAGCGAGUGGAAAUACGAACUCAUCAAACAAAGUUUGUGGGAUGGCGCGAAGAAGUCCCUUGCCGAUUUUUUCGUAAGUUCCAGAUUUUACUCCUACUUCGUGCAGCUAACCAGCUUCCGCUAUACUCUGAUCACGCUGCUGUUGGGCUUGCUCGUUCGGUUGAUAUAAAUUCUUGUUGCAAAGAUGGGCCAAAGGUGAUGCUACUUGUUUUUUCUUUGGGAGAAGAAUCGACGUGCUUGAGGAGAAGCAUUGCGGGUGCUAUUUUUUUGAUCUUAGUUGCAAUGUAUUGCAUAGUUGUUUUUCAUGCGGCGACUAUGUUGUUUAAUGACUAUCAUUUCAAAAAUGUUGUCUUGUAUUGCGAUAUCAUGUAGGGAGGGGUCUGUCCUAUCCUCGUUGGGAAAUGCUGCGCGUUGCACUAAAUGCUAAUGCUUGAUUGACGAAUAAUGGUGAAUCGCGAUUUUCCAUUGUUCUUUUCUUUCCGCUCACUCCCUCGUUCACAUGGCCCUUCUUUUUCGCCGACGCCUGUUGAUGUGUCAGUCUUCUGAAUUUUUGGAACGCAUCGAUGUUUAAUAGGCAUCCCCUAGUGAGCUCUUCUUGUUCGGCUAUUCCAUAUUUAUUUCCCCGCUGCGACUCCUCUUCGGUACUAGUUAUAGUUUUUCAUAGUCGUCAAUUGUUCCUUCGUCCGCGUUGUUCCUGCACCUGAAAAACGACUGAGACUAAUUUGUGUGAUCUUCGCCUGGAUUGGAGCCACAUUGUUUGUUCUUAGCUUGUAUUCAUGAUUGAUAUUGUUAAUUUCUCGCCUUUUGAUGUGUCGCAUUUUUUUUCCUGAACAUAGAUACAGUACUGCAUUUAUUUUUCCCCUUCGCGUAGUAGGCACUUAAAAUUGCAGGAUAGAUGAAUCAUUUGUGUAAGAAAGGUUGUCAGGUUCUUACCGAAGCUGAACGGAUGAGCUGUUUCUAAUUGUUCUGGGUUGUCGACUUCGACAUCAUUUUCCACACGAGAUGGAUUACAUAGGACACACGAGACACGCGUCAGCAUGGCCCUUCCUUGCUACAGUUUCCCGGUGUAAGUAUGGUUGUUUUUCUUGCUUCGCUCCGGAAUGUUGCUAUAAUACCUUCUAAGAGUAUCAUCUUCACCUUCGUUUUUGUGAUUUUCCUAGGUAGAUUAUCUAAUGGUGGUAAGUAAAGCACUGAAGUAGGCGCCACGUGCACUCCACAAGAUCGUUUGUCGUCUCGGGAAUACUCAAAUUUGCAGAAUAAGUGCAUCAUCGCACAAAAUUGAUUGGCAGGGCUUGUCGAGCUUUAUCAACCACUGCUUCCAAAUCCAAAGAUUCCUGCAAAGAGCGCUACUAUGAUGCAAAAAUCACUUCCACGAAAAAGGCAUCCAUUCUUUUUCAACAAGGAAUCCCCACCACAUCAUGUUGGUACAAACACUUAUUUCACGCACACGAUGUGCUCACUCUAGGUAUGGAGAGCACCAUGUUGUUGACCAUGUUGAUACAACGGAACAACUCCACGAUCAUGCUAGUGGGAAGAUGAUUUUUCCAAGUGCACCUCUUCUACUUGACGAUCGAGUGCCAGUCUUCUACUGGACGUUGAUCAGUCCAUAUUGCCGCUUGUACAAUGGCAAGGUUCCUCCUGAGGAAGCAACGUGUUUUUCUUAGCCGCCGAUGUUUUAUGGAGCAUUGAAUGGUGUUCAGACGAGACUAGACGAUCCUGGCAGGUUCUCAUGCGAGUAUCGAUCGG
This is a messenger RNA of Amoebophrya sp. A25, 8416 nucleotides long. NCBI's taxonomy places the organism in Eukaryota, Dinophyceae, Syndiniales, Amoebophryaceae. The record is from the annotation of a GenBank genome assembly.